AACGUACAAUAAAACGACAGAUUUGAUACCGAUCUUAAUCUUAGGACCUAAGAAUUCGAGAAUUGUUGUCAAUUAAAGUCAACUACGUAUUGUUAUCGCUACAUAUUACACAUAUCAGCGAUGAUAUUACCGUCGGUCUUUUCCGAAGUUAUUACACCGCCGUCGCGUGGUUGCGAUAUGUAGACGAAACUGAGAUCACGGCUCAAAAUCGAAAAAGAAAAAGAGAAAAAGAAGAAAUAAGACAAAAAUACGUAGCGCGGAGAGGAAGUAUGUACGAGAGAACGUAGAUGUUGAUAACACCGUAAUCCGGGUGUCUUGAAACAUACAGGUGCCAGCAUGCAUUUUGUACACAAAUUUCCGAAACGAUUACGAACAUGCGGGUUUUAUAAACGUAUGUGUAUAUGUAUUUAAAUAUAUAAAGAGAGACGUUAAUAUUAUAACUCUUUCAAGUACUUGAACUUGAAACAUACACACACACACACACGCACGCACACAUACGUGCGCACACACGCUGUGCAGUGAGCAUGUCCUCCAUCGUACUGAGACUGCUGUUGACAGUUUUACUGAACGAGGCGUACGCACGUAAUACACGAGACACGCAGGUGAUCCUGCUGCCGGUAUGGGAUUUGAGAGGCGCACUGGAGAUUCCGUUCACCUUCAAAGUCUUCGGCCAGUUGAUCCAGCUGACCCUACGCAGGAACGACAAAAUCGUGGCGCCCGAUUUCCAGGUUUGGAAGCACAACGUAAAAGGCGUGAUGGAGGAGUUGUCGUUGUUGAACAUGCCGGAUCCCUGCUAUUAUCUUCACAGCGAUCACGUCGGCUCCGCGGCUGUGAGUCUCUGUCAAGAACGCGGACUGCACGGGCUCGUCUUCCUGGAGAACGCAACGUUGGAGAUCACACCGUUGCGGAGCGACUUCGUCUCGUCACCGUCACUCGUCGACGACCCCCGCAUAAAAGGAGAAGAGCUCGACUUCCUCGGUGAGCCCCACUUGGUCAAGCGAUCGCCGAGAUAUCCCAUCGAGCGUAGCCUCCUGCCAGAUUUGGAGCAACGUCACCGCUUCUCACGAGAAGCUUCGAAGGACAAAUUAACGUUGGAGCUCGCCGUCUUCUUCGACGAGGCCGCGUAUCGUCUGUUCUCGCCAUUCCUCAACGAAGACGAUGAGAAGAUCCGUGACAUGCUACUGGCAUACGUGAACGGUAUCCAAGCGUUGUACCAUCACUCGAGCCUCGGUGUGGCCGUCGACGUCUCCCUGGUACGUCUAGACAUCAUCGAGAAGCAGCCGUUCGACCUUCCGCACUUCGGCGGUGAGCGGGGCAGUCUGUUGGACUCGUUUUGCAAUUACGCGAUGGCUCGCAAUCCCCCGGAGGAUGCUGAUCCGCGCCACUGGGACCUGGGCCUCUACGUGACCGGGUUGGAUCUCUACGCGAUCGAGAACGGCAGACGGAACGGCGCCACCAUGGGAUUGGCCACGGUUGGUGGAGUCUGCAUACCGCGUUACUCCUGCGUCAUCGCGGAAUUGGGGGUCACGGAUCAGCUCGGCAAGCCAUAUCCGUCCGCGGGCUUCACGUCCGUCUACAUCGCCGCGCACGAGAUCGGUCAUAACUUAGGAAUGCAUCACGAUUCGACCGGCAACGCAUGUCCCAAGGACGGCUACAUCAUGUCUCCUAGUAGGGGCACUCGAGGUGAGACCAUCUGGUCAGACUGUAGUCGCGAGAUAGCCGAGGCUCUGCCACGCACGAAAGCCUGUCUCCUGGACGCGUCUCGAAAGGACACCUCGGAGCACUCGCCGUCCCUCGACCACGCGCGCUACCGCGACCUACCCGGAAGAGAGUGGACCGCCAAGAGACAAUGCGAGUUACUCCUACGCGACAAGGACGCGAGCGUGGUGACGUUGUACCAGGCGUGUCAGUCGCUGCAAUGCGAGACUCCCCGCAGGAGCGGCUACUACUUCGCAGGGCCGGCGUUGGAAGGAACUUACUGCGCGCCCGACAGGGAGUGUCGCGGUGGAGAAUGCUCGGUCGUCUUCGAGCCACCGUCGGACACCUCGGAUGGCCAAAGAGGCAGCUGGAGCGACUGGAAGGAGCAGCCGUGCGUCAGCGGCUGCUUGCAGAGGUCCAAGGGUGCUCGUGUCAGACGGCGAUCCUGCGAGGACAGGAGUCGUAGGACCAUGGCCACCUGUAAAGGAUUGCAUUACGACGUGCUGCUGUGCAAAGACGAAUGGCUCUGCAAGAAGAAACGCCGCACGAUCGGUGAGUUCGCUACGCUCAAGUGCGGCCUCUUCAGCGACAGACUGGCUGAGCUGGACAGCACGGCGAAGGGACUGCAGGUCGGCCACGAGCCGGACAGGCCGUGGAUGGCCUGCGCCAUAUUCUGCCGGCGGAAGGACAUCGCCGCUUACUACGCGCCACGCGUGGAAUUGAAUGACUUCGGCCUCGACCCGUACUUCCCGGACGGCACGUGGUGCCACGCCGAGGAAGGCCGGGAUUAUUUCUGCCGUCAGCAUCACUGCUUGCCGGAGGACUUCCUAUUUGGGAAGAAGUCGCGGGGAGACCGCCAGCGCGAGGGCGACGCGGAGGUCGAGGAACUGGGGCCGCAAAACGCCUGGAAUCGCCUCGGCAUCGCCGACCGCUUCAUCAAGUACCUGGCCUCAGGCCCAGACGGCUUGCCGUUGUUGACCUCGAUCUCGCGCGGCAUCGCCUCCCCGCCCGGCGAGGACGAGUGGAUCGACAAGGAUUACAUCGAGCUGCCUGCAGCCGCGUGAUGACGGACGUUGCUUCAGGCUGCGCCGCCAUGUUGGGAUGUUGAUCGACGAAGAUCUUAGUUAACUAAAAUAAUCGGUACAGUCAUACAUGUAAACGAGCAAUUCAAUCGAUGAAUGAAAUCAAUUACUGAUCGGCGUAUAAUCGGCCGAGUCGAAGCAAUCAAUCGAGGCGAUCGUUAUACGUGUAAUUACGAUUUCACUCGUUAAUUCUUGUUAUCUUACAAGGAAAUAUAAGGAACUCGGAAAUUCCAGAAAUUAUGAAACUUUAUGUGGAAGUAAAGUAGUUCAUCCGCGAUGCAAAAUUAUUUUUUGUUCGCGCGGAAUUUCAGUCUGAGGGGAUGAAACCACCCUUCGAAGAAAAAAAUCAUUUUCAUUUUUAUAUAGCGUAUAUCUUUUAAAAUACGAGGCAUAUGCAAAAAAUGGUUUAUAUGAAAGUCGUAGUGUAUUUACUCUUUGCAACUAUGUAUUCGGAAUUUGCCAAAUUGAAAAAUUUUUGGAAACUCCUCCGCCCCCCCCCCUCCAGUUUUGCAAAAUUUAAAUACACAGUUGCAAAGAAUAUUAAGUACAUUACAACUUUCGUAUAAACCAUUUUUGCAUAUGCCUCGUACUUUAAAAGAUAUACGCUAAAAAUGGAAAUAGGUUUUUUUCGAAGGGUGGUCUCACCCCUUCAGACUCGAAUUCUGCACGAACAAAAAAUAGUUUUGCGUUACGGAUAAACUAUUUUACUUUCACACAAAGUUCCAUAAUUUUUGGAAUUUCCGAGUUCCCCAUGUUUCCUUGUUAGUCAACUGAAAUUUUCCGAUCGAUCAAUGCCCGUCGUUCUUACGUCGCGUGUCACGCCAACGCGAAUUAUUAACGACACAGCGAAGAAGAUAAGGCCGAGUGCGACUCUGGCCAUUGUCCAAUUAUUACCAUGAUAGAAAAAACGAUAGAGUUGAGUCACUAGUUGACAGAUUUUUACUAGACUACACCUACACUGAGGUGGUAGGGUAUAACACAGCUUCUCGGUAGGCUCGGACGCGCGUGCUCUCCUCUUCGACUCCCCCAUGUGAGAAAGUGUCUCGGGAGAUAGGAUGAGAGAGCGAUGACGUCAACCCACUUCGCCAUCUAUUUUAAGAGUGUGUCUCGAUAUUAUAUUCGUAUUCGUACACACGGGAGAACGGGUUGCGGCGGAGAAUCGAGGGCGACAAAGAGUGGAAGAAAGAAAGAAGUAGGCUGCGUGAUUGUGUCAUGUAACUUAAUAAUCCUCGUAUUAUUUAGCGUACAAAUAAUUAAUCAACCAUUAAACUUAGGAGCACGUUACAUAACAGAACGUGUGCGGCUCGACGUUGCACGAGAAUGUUUACGAUCGCGCGCCUAUGCGUGUGCUAGUAUUUCUGUCUUAACAUUU
Molecule: messenger RNA, 4152 nt
Organism: Harpegnathos saltator (Jerdon's jumping ant)
Lineage: Eukaryota; Metazoa; Arthropoda; Insecta; Hymenoptera; Formicidae
Gene: stl
Product: ADAMTS metallopeptidase stall
Exons: 5
Coding region: 525-2762 (745 amino acids)
Biological process (GO): proteolysis
Molecular function (GO): metalloendopeptidase activity
Source: RefSeq, a predicted model, not a curated record